ACUUGAUAUGACUGAUUGAUAAAAACAAAAACAUAUUGGAAGAAAAGAAAGAAAUUUAGCUAUAGAAAGUGUUAAUUGCAAAGAGGUAUAAGGAAUUGAAAACUUUGUGAUUUAAUAUUCUAGGAGAAAUGAGUUCACUGACAGAAAACUUGUCAAAAGAAGAUAAGAAGCAACAUGAAUAUUAUGAAUGUGAAGAACAGAACCAGCUCAUAGAGUUUUUUAAGUUCCUGUGGGAAUAUUUUGAGGUUGCAGAAAAAUGGAAAGAAGUGCAGAAUUUCUGUGCACAUCAUCCUGUAGGAAGUGUGUUCCUGCUGGUCACUUUAGGGAUGUGUUCUGUUCCUGUAAUCAUAUUCCUUGUCUUCGUAUUCAGCAGUCUUGUCUUCACAUUCCUUGGAUUUCUCUUUGUUGAAGGAACAUUGUUGGCUGUGAGCACGUUCAUCCUUGGAGGAGCUCUACUGCUGGUCGGGAUGUUAGCUCUCUGCUUCAGUAUGUUUCUUGUCUGCAGCUACUACUUUGUGCAGAUAGGCAGUGGAGUCUUUAAAAACCUUGGAAAGAGGCUGGACUUAUCUGCAUUUAACUGGAGAGGGGAAUCAGGGAAGGAGGAAUGACCCUUGUCAUGAUAACGCAGUGAAAACAUGUUUGAACAAGAUAAUCAUGAAUGUGACAAUCAUGGUGCUGUUUGUUAUAAAAGUGUGACAAGUCUCUGAGUGCCUGCAUGACUCUGAUAUUGGAUUUAUGGUCCCUGGCUCGAUACUGGCUGGUGGAGACUAAGAGCCCUUGCCGAGGCCCGGCUUCCCAAGUAUAAUAACCAGAAUUAAAAUUAUCAUUACAUGAAUCCAAACUGAAAUCAUGCUUUUUUUAGCCUUUUCAUUAAAGUCAAUGCAAAAUUGUUGUGCAAAAAGAAAUGCAUGUAUGAAGAAUGAUACAUUGUCAUUCUUACAAGAUACAAGAUGUUACUUUAACAUUGAUUAUAUAUUGGCAGAUUCAAAUAGACAAAAACUUGAUCUCAUGGAAGAAGUUGAACAAGUCAAUCAAAAUGGCAAUUUAUGUUUUGGCAAUUUAUGUUUUUCCUACAAUGCAUGGACACUAGUGUUUGUGUCAUAAGAUUCUAGUACCGGUGACAUUGUAUAUUUAUUUCAGAAUCAGUGUAAAUAGUUUUAGGAUUAUUUAACUAUUUGAGUGUACUUGAAUGUUUGUCAACAAAUAAGAUUAUGAUAUUUGUUGGGGUUAAUUGAAUGUUUUGAUUUUGAUAUAUAAUAUAUUUAAUGAUUUUUUUUUAUUAUAAAUACAUUGUUAUCUGUUGCAAUAAAAAAUAAACUUGUUAUUAUA
This is a messenger RNA of Mya arenaria, 1329 nucleotides long. RefSeq lists its product as uncharacterized. Bases 129 to 608 code for a protein of 159 amino acids. The record is from RefSeq and is a predicted model, not a curated record. Lineage: Eukaryota; Metazoa; Mollusca; Bivalvia; Myida; Myidae. The transcript is spliced from 3 exons.